UAGCAAUACGUGUUGUUUUGCUAUGAAUUGACAAAAUAAUUGUCUUAAAUAAUUGGAUCAAAUCAAGUGAUGGUGUGAUGUCUGAAGAGGACAACUCAAUGCUGGAACCGUUGGAUCCGUCGCUGCAGAACGUGAUCGACCAGAAGAGUCUUCGAUGGGUUUUCGUGGGCGGCAAAGGAGGGGUCGGGAAGACGACCUGCAGCUGCUCUUUGGCCAUACAGUUGUCUUACGCCAGGGAUUCAGUCCUCAUCAUUAGUACAGAUCCCGCGCACAACAUAUCCGACGCUUUUGACCAGAAGUUCUCGAAAGUGCCCACAAAGGUGGUGGGCUUUGAGAAUCUGUAUGCAAUGGAAAUCGACCCCAACUUAGGGACGGGUGAACUGCCGGACGAGUUCUUCUCCGAAUCGGAUCCCAUGAGAAUGAGUCGAUCACUAAUGCAGGAACUGUUGGGUGCCUUCCCUGGCAUUGACGAAGCGGUCAGUUAUGCGGAAGUCAUGAAAUUAGUCCGAUCUAUGAAUUUCGAUGUCGUUGUCUUCGACACCGCGCCCACAGGUCAUACGCUUCGGUUGCUAUCAUUCCCGGCAGUGGUUGAGAAGGGUUUGGGAAAAUUGUUGCGAAUUAAGAACCAAUUGGGACCUAUGGUUACAAACGUGGCCACAAUGUUAGGGAUGAGUGAUCUGAACGCCGAUGUGAUGAACAAUAAAAUCGAGGAAAUCUUACCCAUCAUUAAGACAGUGAACGAACAGUUCCGGGACCCAAACCAAUGCACGUUUGUGUGCGUCUGUAUCGCAGAGUUCCUCUCACUGUACGAGACGGAGAGACUGGUGCAGGAGUUGACCCGCGCUAACAUUGACACGCAUAACAUUGUUAUCAAUCAGCUCCUGAUGCCAAAGAGCGGCCAAAGCGGGUGCUCAAUGUGUAGGGCGAGGACUAAGUUGCAGAGCAAGUAUUUGGAUCAAAUCAACGAUCUCUACGAAGACUUUCACUUAACAAAACUACCACUACUUGAGGAAGAGGUGAGGGGUGUGGAGAAAGUGAAGGCGUUUAGCAAAAACCUGAUCGAACCCUAUAAACCAUAGCUAACUUAUAAAUUUAAUUUGUUAACUAUUUUACGCUAAUAUUAUAUAAAUUGUUUUCUUAAAUGUUUUCAUUGAGAAAUUUACAUAAAAACGGAAU
Medioppia subpectinata is the source of this 1176-nucleotide messenger RNA. The record is from the annotation of a GenBank genome assembly. NCBI's taxonomy places the organism in Eukaryota, Metazoa, Arthropoda, Arachnida, Sarcoptiformes, Oppiidae.